This is a messenger RNA of Cuscuta epithymum, 4406 nucleotides long. The record is from the annotation of a GenBank genome assembly. Lineage: Eukaryota; Viridiplantae; Streptophyta; Magnoliopsida; Solanales; Convolvulaceae.
GGCGCUGGAGAAAAACAAAGCGCUCGGCACUCCCAAGUCCCAAACUCUGGCACUCUCCUUCCCAUCGCUGCUUCACAAUUUGUUGUCUGGAAAAAGAGGACCGAGAAAGGAUGAAAAAUCUGAAGCUAUGGAAGAAGCUUUCUUCGAAAAUCAAACUACAGUCGGAGGAUGAAGUGAUACAAUUGGCUGCCUUUGACAUGGAGCGCAAUCGCAUAUUCUGCUCAUCCUCAACAAAUACCUUGUACACUAUUUACCUGCCUUAUCAAGAUGCAGGAGAAUUCAGUUCAGCUUCGUACCACCACGUUGAUAUAGAACCUGGAGACUCCAUUACAUGCAUGGAUUAUCUUAUGGAGAAAGAAGCACUUAUUGCUGGAACAUCCUAUGGACAUAUAUUCUUAUACAAGGUAGAUGAUAAUUUGACUGAAAUUGUUGGUCAAGUAGAGGGUGGUGUUAAGUGUGUCUCCCCUAGUCCCGAUGGAGAUCUGCUUGGCAUAAUUACUGGUUUUGGGCAAAUGCUAGUCAUGACACAAGAAUGGGAGGUGCUAUAUGAGAUGGGAAUUGAUGAUCUACGAGAUGAUACUGACAUAAAUGAACAAAAUUAUUCUUCUAGUUACCCCUUUGAGAGCAUUAUUUCAUGGCGAGGUGAUGGGAAAUACUUUGCCGCUCUGAGCCGGGUAAAUGAUUCAUCUAAGGUGCAUAAGAAGCUUAAUGUUUGGGAACGAGAAUCAGGUAAACAACAUUCUGUUUCUGAACCAAAGGCUUUCAUGGGAACCGCUUUUGACUGGAUGCCCAGUGGAACCAAAAUAGCUGCAGUAUGUGAUGGAAAUGAAGAACACAAGUGUUUAUCAAUUGUUUUCUUUGAGAGGAAUUGUUUGGAAAGGAGCUCAUUUAGACUUAAAGAAGAAAUAGGUGUGACUGUAGAACAUCUGAAAUGGAAUUUGAGUUCAGAUCUUUUAGCAGCAAUAUUACGCAAUGAAAAGUAUGAUUCUCUCAAGAUAUGGUACUUUAGCAACAACCAUUGGUACUUGAAGCAAGAAAUCAGAUAUGCAAAGGAGCAUGGUAUUAAAUUCAUGUGGGAUCCAACAAUUCCACUGCAAUUGAUUUGUUGGACUGUUUGUGGACAGAUCUCAACCUACACUUUUAACUGGGUGACAGCUGUCAUGGAGAGUUCAGUGGCACUUAUAGUUGAUGACUGCAAGAUUUUAGUUACACCCCUUUCUCUCUCUCUUAUUCCUCCCCCUAUGUAUUUAUUUUGUUUAAACUUUCCCAGUGCCAUCCAGAAUAUGGCAUUUUUUACCAGUGGCUCUAAAAAUCAUCUGGCUGCAUCUUUGUCAGAUGGCAGUCUCUGCAUUCUAGAGCUUUCUGAACUUGGCACAUGGGAGGACCUAGAGGACAAAGAAUUCGACGUGGAACCAGCAUCAGUUGAUAUUAUGUGUUGUUCUUAUGCACAUCUUGCAUGGUUGGGUUCACGUAAGCUCCUAUGUGUUUCCCAUUCCAACAACGAUGGGUAUACUGCAUAUAACUUAGAGGAAGUGGAGUUCAUAUGUUCUGAAAAUUACAUUCCUGGUUCAGUAACAUCCUCAGGUUGGCAAGGGAUGAUUUCAAAUCAUGUUUUUCUUGAAGGACCUGUCAUUGGUGUAGUGUCCGACACAUAUAGUUACUCAGCAUGUUUACAGUUUGAUGGUGGAAAAGUUAUUGAAUAUAUUUCGAAGUCCGCUGGGGCAAGAGGAGUCUUGAAACGUAGUGAUUUAUGCUUUCAAUCUUCAUGUCCAUAUAUGAGUCUUGCUCGCGGUGGAGGCCCUUUGCCAAAUAAAGGCUUGCUCUUUGGUCUUGAUAAUAAUGGCCAAUUGCAUGUUGGUGGGAACAUAGUAUGCAACAACUGCACUAGCUUUUGUUUCUACUCUAAUACUGCCGACCAAACAGUCACACAUUUGGUUUUUGCUACGAAGCAGGAUCUAUUGUUUAUUGUUGACAUUAAUGACACCCAACGAAAAGAUUUAGCAGCAGAGUAUCAGAACUUUCUGCCCAUUAUCGGCAACAAAAGAGUAGCUGAUCCGAAGAUUUAUGUAAAUAUAUGGGAAAAAGGUGCCAAAAUUGCUGGUGUAUUGCAUGGAGAUGAGUCUGCUAUCAUACUUCAAACCAACAGAGGUAAUGUUGAAUGCAUCUAUCCCAGAAAGUUGGUCCUUACCUCCAUUAUGAACGCCUUACAUCAGAAGCGUUUUGAAGAUGCAUUACUCAUGGUUAGACGACAUCGGAUAGAUUUCAAUUUUAUUCUUGAUGCUUGUGGGUGGAAAAGAUUUCUUCCGUUAGCUGGUGAGUUUGUGAAGCAAGUUAACAAUUUGAGCUAUAUUACUGAGUUCAUUUGUUCAAUAAAGAAUGAAAACAUCAUUAAUACUAUGUACAAGAACUAUUUAUCUGUCUCCAGCUUGAUGGAAGCUCAAUAUUGUGAAUCUGAAGAUAUCAGGGAUCAUGAUGGUAAGACGAAAGUCUCCUCCGUCCUUUUUGCUAUUCGUAUGGCUCUUGAGGAGCACGUAUCUGAUAGCGCUGCAAGAGAACUUUGCAUUUUGACCACUCUAGCUCGCAGUGAUCCACCAGCUCUUGAAGAAGCUUUAAAGAGGGUAAAAGUCCUCCGAGAAAUGGAGCUGUCAGAUUCAGAUGCUUGCGGAAGAGAACAUUAUCUUUCUGCCGAGGAAGCUAUGAAACAUCUUUUAUGGCUAUCUGACUCUGAGGCUGUUUUUGACUCAGCUUUGGGUCUUUAUGAUUUGAAUCUAGCUGCUAUGGUUGCUUUGAAUUCUCAAAAAGAUCCAAAAGAAUUUCUUCCAUAUCUUCAAGAAUUAGAAAGCAUGGAAACUGUCUUAAUGCAAUAUACUAUUGACCUUAAGCUGCAGCGGCACGAGAAAGCUCUUAAACACAUCAUCUUGGCUGGAGAUGCAUACUUUGAGGACUGUAUGAACCUGAUAAAGAAUAAUCCUCAACUUUUUCCUAUGGGACUUCAACUUAUCACUGACUCAUCAAAAAGAGAGCAAGUCCUUGAGUCUUGGGGAGACCAUCUUAGUGCCAAAAAGUUAUUUGAAGAAGCUGCUACAACUUAUAUGAGCUGUAAUUGUAUGGAUAAGGCAAUAAAAGCUUAUCGCGAUUCUGGUAAUUGGUGUGGGGUUUUGAUGGUUGCUGGUCUGAUCAAACUUGGAAGCGAAGAAAUUUUGCAGCUGGCUCAGGAUCUCUGUGAGGAACUCCAGGCACUUGGUAAGCCAGGGGAUGCUGCAAAGAUUGCCUUGGAGUACUGUAGAGAUGUCAAUGCUGCUAUUACUUUAUUUGUUAGUGCAAGGGAAUGGGAGGAAGCACUGAGGAUCGCUCUUCUGCACAGGAGAAAUGAUUUGGUCCUGGAAGUCAAGAAUUCAUCUGUAGAUUGUGCCAACUCAUUAAUUUGUGAGUAUGGGGAUGGUCUGGAGAAAGUUGGGAAGUACUUGACCCGAUAUUUAGCUGUUCGACAAAGAAGAUUGCUACUUGCUGCGAAGCUCAAGUCAGAUGGGGCAUCUGUGGAUGAAUUUGAUUAUGAGACAGCUUCUGAAACUAGCAGCAAUUUCAGUGGAAUGAGUGCCUAUACCUUAGGGACAAGAAAGGGAGCAUCAACUACCAUUAGCUCAACUUCUACUAAAAAGGGAAGAGGGUUGAGGUCUCAACGGAAGAACGGGAAAAUACGUGCUGGGAGUCCUGGUGAGGAGUUGGCUUUGGUGGAGCACUUGAAUGGGAUGGCUUUGGCAGUGGGGGCAAGGCGCGAACUUAAAUCACACUUAAUUUGCCUAAUGAUGCUACAUGAAGGUGCUGUGGCGAAGAAGUUGCAAUUUGCUGCAAAAAGUUUUCAACUUUCUCAAAUAGCAGCUGUGCGAUUAGCUGAGGAUGCGAUAGCUUCUGAUAAAGUUGAUGAGCAAUCGCAUUGUUUAGACAAAUACGUUCAGAGAGUCUGGGAGGAAAUCCAGCAUUCAGAAGUGUUUUCAUGGCAGGUGAAAGUGUUGGUUUGACUUGACCAUACUACUCUUUUUGUAGGAUUAGUUUCCCAAAUGGAGAGGCGGUUAGUUGCAGCCCUCUUUGUUUUGUUUCACAAUUGUCUUUAUUUGGACAAUAGACAAUCUUGGAUUAUACAAUGUAACCUUAUCACGUGUCAUCCUAGGAAGAAUAGGACCUUAUAUUACAGUGCGUGAAUCUAGAGACGACCAUAAAUUAGCAUGAUGAUGACCUUGUUAGAGUUUUUAUUAGACUAGUUUUGUAUUUCGAAUGGUCUGUCUUCAUGUAAAUCUUGUACUGUAGACCCUUUAUGGGUUAUUUUCGAGUGGGAUUUGUUUUAAAUAUUAAAGUACUAGUAUUUUUACCCGUGCCAUGCACGGGUAAAGUACACUUUUAUAUUUUGA